Molecule: messenger RNA, 1875 nt
Organism: Aspergillus oryzae RIB40
Lineage: Eukaryota; Fungi; Ascomycota; Eurotiomycetes; Eurotiales; Aspergillaceae
Product: alkyl/aryl-sulfatase
Exons: 2
Coding region: 1-1875 (624 amino acids)
Biological process (GO): dodecyl sulfate metabolic process
Molecular function (GO): linear primary-alkylsulfatase activity; protein dimerization activity
Source: RefSeq, a predicted model, not a curated record
AUGAGCCAGCCAACCAUCAAUCCUGAGGAUUCGCAUCCUCCAAGCCUCCACAUCAUCGAGCAGUGGAAGGAGGUCAAACAAAGUCUACCCUUCGAUGACCAGCAGGACUUUGACGACUCUAGACAGGGCUGGAGAGGUCACCUCCACCCUAACCAGGUCACCAAUGAUCAAGGCGUGGUGUGGGACAACGAUGUCUACGAUUUCCUGAAGGAGGACGCUCCAUUCUCAGCCAACCCAAGUCUGUGGCGCCAGUCGCAACUUACUCGCAAGAAUGGACUUUAUCAUGUCGCCGGGCCCAUCUACCAAGUGCGUGGACUCGACCUCUCGAACACGACCAUCAUUGAGGGUGACGAGGGCAUCAUUGUCAUCGAUCCCCUCACUUCGCUGGAGACCGGUGCUGCUGCACUCGCCCUCUAUCAGAAACAUCGGGGCAGCAACAGAGACGUCAAGGCUAUCAUUUAUACGCACUCCCACGUUGACCACUUCGGUGGGGUCAAAGGCUUCGUCAGCGAAAAGGAUGUCGAGGAAAAGGACGUCAAGAUCAUUGCCCCCGAGGGCUUCCUGGAGCAUGCUGUCUCCGAGAACGUCUACACUGGCACUUCAAUGAGCCGCCGCGCCGCGUACAUGUACGGUGCUGCCCUCGAGCGCGGACCGAGAGGUCAGAUCGGUGCUGGUUUGGGACAGACUACAUCCACCGGCACCCACAGGAGAAAAGUCAAUCAUCGAUGGGAUCCAAAUGGAGUUCCGAUGGCACCGGACACCGAGGCGCCUUCCGAAAUGCUCAUCUGGUUCCCCGAUCUCAACGCACUCUGUGCUGCCGAGGACGCCACUCACACCUUCCACAACAUCCUGACCCUGCGUGGCGCUGUCGUCCGCGAUCCGCACUCCUGGGCCAAGUACCUCACAGAGACCAUUGACCGAUACGGCAACAAAGUCGAGGUCGUUUUCGCCCAGCCUCACUGGCCAACCUGGGGCAAUGACAACAUCCUGAAGUUCCUCACCUACCAGCGUGACCUGUACGCAUAUGUGCAUGACCAGACCCUCUGCCUCCUGAACAAGGGAUACAACGGCCCUGAGAUCGCCGAAAUGCUGACCUUGCCCCCGGCCCUUGAUCAGUCUUGGUAUUGCCGUGGCUACUACGGCUCUCUGAGCCACAACGUCAAAGCCAUCUAUCAACGCUACGUCGGCUGGUUCGACGGCAACCCAGCUCAUUUGUGGGAGCACACCCCAGUCGCGAAGGCCAAAAGGUACGUGAAACUCAUUGGUGAGGAUGAGAUCAUCGAACAGGGUGUCAAGGGAUACCUAAAAGGAGACUACCGCUGGGCCGCUGAACUUCUGAGUCAUGCUGUCUUCAACAACCCUGACAACAAGGAUGCCUGCAACAAGCUGGCAGAUGUGUACGAACAACUGGGAUACGGCGCCGAAAACGGCACCUGGAGAAACUUUUACAUCUCCGGAGCGACUGAGCUGCGCAGUGGCAACUUUGGCACGCCUACAAAGACGGCCUCGGCAGAUGUGGCGGGCCAGCUCAGCCCAGAUAUGGUCCUGGACACUCUCGCUAUCCAGAUUAAAGGACCUGAGGCGUGGGAUAAGAAGUUGCUUAUGGAUCUCGUCGUUUCGGAUCAAGAUAAUAAAACUUACCAUUCCUGGCUCUCUAACGGGGCACUCGUCUACAGCACCGCUGACCAGUCGGACGCUGCUCAGGUGACUCUGAGUGGUACUGCUAAGCAGUUGACUGCGCUUGCUGUGUAUGGGCCUGAUCCAGAGGCUUUGGUUAAUACCGGCGUUGUCAUUGAUGGAGAUACUACUGCGCUGGAUAUGCUUGCGUCGUUGCUUGAUCCGGGUGAUCCUAACUUCAAUAUUGUUACUCCAUGA